Messenger RNA from Gongylonema pulchrum, 3057 nucleotides. NCBI's taxonomy places the organism in Eukaryota, Metazoa, Nematoda, Chromadorea, Rhabditida, Gongylonematidae. The record is from the annotation of a GenBank genome assembly.
GACAGUGACCAAGAGUUCGAGCACCUGCUGAAAGAGCAUGAAAAGCAGUUGGAUGAGGAAGAGCGGGAGAAGGAAGAGCGCCGAGCAGCACGCGCGCGUGCGGCCAAGAAAAAGGGCAAAAAGAAAAAGGGGGAGGAUGGAUAUGAGACCGAUCAUCAAGACUACUGUGAAGUGUGCCAGCAAGGAGGCGAGAUUAUACUGUGCGACACGUGUCCUAAAGCAUAUCACUUGGUCUGUCUGGACCCGGACAUGGAGGAACCACCGGAAGGCCGAUGGUCUUGUCCAACGUGUGAGGCCGCGGGCAUUGUGAAGGAGGAAGAGGAGGAGAAGAAAGUCACCACAAACAUGGAAUUUUGUCGAAUUUGUAAGGAAGGGGGCUGGUUAUUGUGCUGUGAUACCUGUCCGAGUUCGUUUCAUGCCUAUUGCAUAAAUCCGCCACUUACCGAAGUCCCAGAAGGAGACUGGUCUUGUCCACGUUGCUUAUGUCCGGAACCAAAAAAUCGCCCGGAGAAGUGUCUUUCAUGGCGUUGGACCGAAGUCGCUUAUCCGCCACCAAUGACUGAAGAAGAAUUGAAGGAAUUUGAAGCGCAAGAAGGCGAUCGAAAAAUUGCUCUAAAGCCUCUCAAAGAACUCCCAAAUCGCAGAGAGCGAGAGCUAUUUAUUAAAUGGAAAUACAUGAGUUACUGGCAUUGCGAAUGGUUUCUGCGGAUGUUUUGGCGCAAGAUGGAUCCUGAAACACCACCGGAAGUUGAUGACGGUAGUCAGGAAGAUCUUCAGACUGGAAAAAUUGAAAAUAAGGAGAAGGAGAAGGAUCCACACAAUCUUGAGGAGCGAUUUUUCCGCUACGGUAUAAAACCGGAAUGGAUGCAAGUACAUCGAAUUAUCAAUCAUGUGCAGUAUGGGAAAACACAGUUCGAUUAUCUGGUGAAGUGGAGGGAACUGGUUUACGAGCAGGCCACUUGGGAGCGCGAUGACUUCGAUAUUAUGGGCUAUGAAGAAGCGAUUAUGAAGUACUGGACUCAUAGACAGCGCAUGAACGGUGAUGUAAUUCCGAAGCAUAUUGCGAAGAAAAUAGCUCUGAAAAGAGUAGAGGAAGGCAAGGAUAAGGAAGAUGAGGAUGAGGAGGACAGCCGAAAGAAGAAAAAGAGGGAACCGAAAAGCGACCUUCGGAAGAAAUAUGAAACGCAGCCGGAUUUUAUUACCGAAACAAGUGGCAAAUUGCACGAUUAUCAGUUGGAAGGGGUUAAUUGGCUGCGCCACUGCUGGUCCCAAGGCACCGAUGCAAUUCUGGCCGACGAGAUGGGCCUCGGGAAAACAAUUCAGUCGAUGGUGUUUUUGUACUCGCUGGUGGCAGCCCCACUGUCAACACUGAUCAACUGGGAGCGCGAAGCUGAGUUUUGGUGUCCCGAUUUCUACGUCGUCACAUAUGUUGGUGACAAGGAUAGCCGCACUGUUAUUCGGGAACACGAGUUUUCAUUCAUCGAAGGAGCGGUGCGAGGUGGAGUGAAACCGUCGCGUAUGAAAACUGAUCAGGGCAUCAAGUUCCAUGUUUUGCUCACCUCUUACGAGCUUAUCAAUAUUGAUAAGACGAUCCUGUCUUCAAUUGAAUGGGCUGGCUUAGUGGUCGACGAGGCGCACCGUUUGAAGAAUAACCAGUCGUUGUUUUUCCGUACAUUACGCGAUUUUCGAAUUAACUACCGUUUGUUGCUUACGGGCACACCAUUGCAAAACAACUUGGAAGAGCUCUUCCAUCUGCUGAACUUCCUUUCACCUGAAAGAUUUUACGAUAUGGACUCGUUCACGCAUGAAUUUGCUGAAAUUUCAAAGGAAGAUCAGAUCCAGAAGCUUCACUCCUUGCUGGGUCCGCAUAUGUUGCGUCGCUUGAAGACUGAUGUGUUGUCUGGUAUGCCGUCUAAGAGUGAACUCAUUGUUCGUGUGGAGCUUUCCUCAAUGCAAAAGAAAUACUACAAGAACAUACUGACGCGGAAUUUCGAAGCACUAAGUCCAAAAGGAGGUGGUUCUCAAAUAUCGCUUCUUAACAUCAUUAUGGACCUUAAGAAGUGCUGCAAUCAUCCGUACUUGUUCCCAAAAGCUAGCAUCGAGGCACCGAAACUGAAGAAUGGAAUGUAUGAAGGCGCCGCGCUGGUGAAAGCCUCCGGGAAGUUCGUGCUGUUGCAGAAGAUGCUGAAGAAAUUAAAGGAUCAAGGACAUCGUGUUUUAAUCUUCUCUCAAAUGACCAAAAUGCUGGAUAUUAUGGAAGAUUUUUGUGAAAAUGAAGGAUACAAAUAUGAGCGCAUCGAUGGCUCAAUCACUGGACAAGCACGUCAGGACGCAAUCGACCGAUUCAAUGCUCCAAAUGCGCAGCAGUUUGUAUUCCUGUUGUCAACAAGAGCAGGUGGACUGGGAAUCAAUUUGGCCACUGCAGAUACUGUUAUCAUAUAUGAUUCUGACUGGAAUCCACAUAAUGAUAUUCAGGCAAUUCUUUUUCCCUUCGCGUUCAGCAGAGCGCACCGUAUUGGACAGCAGAGAAAAGUGCUCAUUUAUCGGUUUGUUACGCGUAAUUCAGUGGAGGAACGGAUUACAUCUGUGGCAAAGAAGAAGAUGUUAUUGACUCAUCUGGUCGUUCGUGCUGGCAUAGGGCAAAAGGGACCGUCGAUGAGCAAAAGUGAAUUGGACGAAGUAUUACGCUGGGGCACCGAAGAGCUUUUCAAGGAAGACGAAACAACCACUGAGGGCGAGCAAGGCGAAAAGAAGACUAGCGAGCAGGAGAUUAUUUGGGAUGACGAGGCGGUGGAAGCUCUGUUGGAUCGAUCGGCUGACGACCCAAAGGAAAAAGCGGGCGAGAAGAAAGAGCACUGGAGCAACGAAUACCUUUCCUCGUUUAAAGUUGCGCAGUAUACCACUCGGGAAGCGGACGAAGAGGAGGCCGAAGAGGAAGUCAGUAUUUUUUUGAGUGGAGUUAACUUAUCAAACUGCUGUCACGCGUUCAGAAUGUUCCUGAUUGUAAAAUUCUGUCUUUUGCAUAUGGCAAGCGGUAUAUUAAGGAGCCUGGCGUAG